Molecule: messenger RNA, 1878 nt
Organism: Hansenula ciferrii
Lineage: Eukaryota; Fungi; Ascomycota; Saccharomycetes; Phaffomycetales; Wickerhamomycetaceae
Gene: ECM38
Product: gamma-glutamyltransferase
Exons: 1
Coding region: 1-1878 (625 amino acids)
Biological process (GO): glutathione catabolic process
Cellular component (GO): fungal-type vacuole; plasma membrane
Molecular function (GO): glutathione gamma-glutamate hydrolase
Source: RefSeq, a predicted model, not a curated record
AUGAUGUCUUUUGACGGAUAUACGGUGGUUGAUGAGAAAGGUUUCACCACAAAUCAUAGAGUGAAAAGACGCCAAAGAACCAACAAAAUUUUUAAAAGUUCACUAAUUACUAUAGGGGCGCUACUGCUUCUUCAUAUGAUUUUAACCAGUUAUCAACAGAUUUUCUCAAAUGAACAAUUAAAUAUUUAUAAAUUACAUAGAUCUGCACCGGGUAGAGGAAUCGAUCUUAAUCCACUCAAGCGUUAUAAUGAUCUUGAUCCAGAUCCAAAGCAUUUACAUAAAUCCAUGUAUGGUGGUGUAUCAUCAGAUUUACCAAUUUGUUCAGAAUUAGGUGUUGAAAUCUUGAAAAAAGGUGGUUAUGCUGCAGAUGCUGCAGUCACAGUUGGUCUAUGUAUUGGGUUAAUCAAUUCAUUCAAUUCAGGUAUUGGUGGUGGCGGUUAUAUUGUUUCCAAAAGAUAUGAAGAAGAUCCAAUCUCUAUAGAUGCAAGAGAAAAAGCUCCAUUAGGUGCAUAUAAGGAAAUUUUUAAAGGUAAAGAAUACCUAUCAAAAGUCGGAGGCUUGGCUGCAGGUAUACCAGGGGAAAUAAAAGGUUUAUACACUUUAUUCAGCACACAAGGAUCUGGGAAAAUAACAUGGAAAGAAGUCAUUGAUCCUGUAAUUAAAUUGGCAGAUGAGGGAUGGAAUGUAUCAACAGUUUUAGCAGCAGCAAUCGCAGCAGACCAGGACUAUUUUAGAGAUCAUUCUUCAUAUUGGCCUUUUGUCUUUAAAGAAGAUUCAUCUGAUGAUAUAGUUCAAUAUGGUGAUCAUGUACGGAUUCCUGAGUUAGCUAAUACGUUUAGAUUGAUUGCUGAAAAUGGUAGUGAUGCUAUAUUUUAUGAUCCUGAAGGUCCUAUUGCAAGUAAUUUAAUCAAAGCUGCAAAUGAUAAAGGUGGAAUUUUUACAAAACAGGACUUCUUGGAUUAUAAUGUUGAAGUAAAACCUGCUUUGAAAACAGAAUAUUUGGGAAACGAUGUUUAUACAUGCGCAGGCUCAUGUUCAGGUCCUGCUUUGAUUUCAGGCUUAAACAUUUUGAAUCAUUUUGGGUACCAUCAGGGAGGUGAUAUGAAUUCAGUUUCUACACAUAGAUUAAUCGAGACUUUCAAAUGGGUUGCAAGUGCUAGAUCAAGAUUAGGUGAUUUCAAUGGUAAAGUUAAAGAAGUUAUAAGUAAGGAAUGGGCAGAAAAGGCAGUUCAACAAAUUAAAGAAAAUCAAACAUUACAUAGUUGGGCAGACUAUAAUCCAGCUUUUGAAAUUAAUGAUCCCCAUGGAACGACACAUAUCUCAAUUGUUGAUCAGCAUCAUAAUGCUGUUUCUUUUACAUCUACAGUUAACUUGUUAUUUGGAAGUUUAGUCCGUGAUCCUGUGACUGGUAUAAUUUUGAAUAAUCAAAUGGAUGAUUUUUCUGUACCUGGUAUACCAAACGCGUUUGGAGUUCAACCAUCCAUCUAUAACUUUGUUAGACCUGGUAAAAGACCAUUAUCAGCAACAGUACCAACAAUUGUUGUGAAUGAAUUGGGUAAGCCUGAUUUGGUUAUUGGAGCAGCUGGUGGAAGUCGCAUCAUAACGACAGUUUUACAAGCCAUUGUUAGAAUCUAUAGUUAUAGCAUGCCAAUUUUAGAGACAGUUUCAUAUCCACGUUUACACCAUCAAUUGUUACCAAAUUAUAUAGAGCAUGAAGAGCAUAUUGGGAAUGAUAUUAUUGAAUCUUUGAAAUCAAAAGGUCACAAGACAUUACUUCAACCACCAAAAACGGUGUUAAAUGCAAUUAGAAGAUGGGAAGCUGAAUACCAUGCGGUAAGUGAUUAUUGGAGAAAAAGAGGUGAGUCAAGUGUCGUGUAG